UAUACUGGAGCCUUUAGGGAAUCAGGGAAGUUACAAUUAAUUACAUGAAAUCACAUCAUUGGGAGUUGUAGGAUUUGACACUAAUUUGGUAGAGUACAAGUUGUAGAUUUCCAAGCAAGUAAGUGUCACGUCCAAGUGACUGAUUGUUAAAUAAUUAAGGAGCAGACGAGUAGAGGUUAGGGCGGCAGUGUGACGGCUAUGGCGGUGGCGGCGACGGCGGCGACCGUCGGCGGCAGCGGCGGCGGCGGCCUAUUGAGAGGCAGCGACGGCACGGCGGCGGCGCGGUUGCGGCGUGACGUCACGGGGCGCCCGCCUCGCGCAAGCGCUCGACUAUCGAGCGGCAUGUGCCUCUCGCAGCCGGCCGACCGCUACGCCCGACCAUUUCACACUUUUUUAUUUUCCCUCCGAUAGUACCGACCGCUGUCACAUCUCGUUUUUCACAUAAAAGUUCGCCGAAACUGUGAAAACGCAAUCGGAACGGGCGCGCGACACUGGCGGCGGCCGUCGCUCGACACCGCCCAACGCGCCGCGUAGCCAGAUCGAAACCAAAAUGGCAGGACGAAGCAGGCUCCUGGGCUGUGCGCGAGCUCACAUCUGACCGAGCGGUUCUGUUCGCGAAUGGCAUGUGUCUCGUUAUAUAAAUGUUACGCAAGUUGAGGACGGAGUGCCCACGAUUAGGUGCAUCUGUUGUUACACGAACUACUAGACGGGGCAGUUGGUGCAGUGUACUAUUGAGCCCAUGUAACGCGCGUGAGGAUAUACCAAUAUGAGCGGUUACGGCGUAGGCCCGGGUGGAGGGAUGUCGGCUGGCGGAGGAGACACUGACUCGCUGACGAGGCGUCUACGAGAAGCAGAACGAGCACGAGCAGAUGCCGAACGCGCUCACGCCGAUGCGCUCGCGCAAUUGCGCAGCGCUCAGCGAUCACCCCUCGACUCAUUAAACGUCGAACAGCUCCAAUCUAGAGCUAGGGAGCUAGAAAAGAAGGCGGCAUUGGAGACCGUUCGUUGCGAGGAAUUACAACUUGAGCUAUCAGCUACUCUGCGCGCUCGUGGUGCAUCCUCAGGCGGGAGUUGGUCAGCGCCGCCUGCGCAACCGGCCUCUGAAAUAGAACGCAUAAUGGCCAAGAUCGAGCAGGAUAAUCGUAUUCUUGCUGAAUUGGAACAUACUAGAUCUACUACGCAUGGUAUGCAAUCCAGUGGAUCUAAUCAAGCUCUGGGCGAGUUCCAUUCACCGACACCUUCGCCACUACCACACUCGUACACGAGUACGACUGGCCACGUGGCCAUUUGCCAAAGCAACACGAUGCCCACACUUUCUUCGCUUCAUGCUACCGGGCAGUUUACAGUCCCUAGCUCGAACUCUGUAGCCUAUUCUAUAAGUGCGCAUAAUCCUACUUCUUACUCUAAUCCCGUUUCCGCUUACUCCACCAAUUCCUACUUAACAAACACUCAUCAAGUUACUUUCACUAAUCCCGUGACGGCGCCACUAGUUAAUAAUAUUGGUCAAAUUUCUAACACCUUGGCAGGAUUACAGAGCAACCUUCAAAAUAUUACUGGUAAUAUGUCAGCCAUGAGUCUCGGCAGCGCUUUAACUGGUCCGACACUAACGGGCACUAUGGCUGGAAGUGGACUUAGCGGUUGCUUAAAUAACGUGCAAACUAGUUUAUCUGGAGGCCUGACUAGUACACUCGGUGGAAUUCAAUCAACAUUAACAGGAGCUUUAUCUAAUCCCCUGGGAAAUCUCACGGGCGCAACUCAACUUAGUGCACUGAAUACGAGCUUGACCGGUACAAGUGCAUAUGGAACGACUGGUACUUAUACAAAUCCACUACUAUCAAGUGGCUUAGGAACAAAUACUAUGAACAUUAAAUUAAAACCUCUAGACGAAAUCGAUCUCGGAAUAGGUAGAUUUGGGACGACCACUACAGGAGUAGGUAGAGUAGCAACUCCUGUAACACCGCAUCAACCUUCGUGGAGCUUAGGAUUAGAUAGCCAAUUUGGACCUGAUAGACUAGGAGGCAUGGAUUCUGGAUUUAGCCACGAUCGAAAUCAAAGAGCUUUGUCAAGGAUCUUACCAAAUUCUGGAUUGGAAAUGGAUGUUCGAAAUACACAUUACAUGAAUGGAGGUGCGCCAGCUGAAGGUCAAGUUGACAUGCUAGAUAUUCCAGGAAAAGGGCGCUGUUGUGUUUACAUUGCACGAUUCUCGUAUGACCCACCUGAGAUUGAAAGUGCCGAAGGAGAAUUAUCUAUCUGUGCUGGCGAUUAUUUGUUGGUUUGGGGUCCGCCAGAUCCCAAUGCUUCUAUGCUCGACGCAGAAUUAUUAGAUGGGCGUCGUGGCUUAGUUCCUGCUAAUUUUGUUCAAAGAUUGGUUGGAGAAGAUCUAUUAGAGUUUCAUCAGGCAGUUGUAGCUACCCUUCGUGACGUGGACGAGUCUGCAACUACAGCGGUCAGCGACCUAUCAUUGAGUCGCGACGUGGCACGUCUCAGUGAAGUGGCCGAUAUAAGCGAAGGACCCGAAGACGAUGACAAUGCCGAGCUGUUUUUCUCGUCGCUAGUGCCCGCGCCACGGCAGCUCACGCUGGAGAGGCAGUUGAACAAGUCUGUGCUGAUUGGCUGGACGGCGCCGGAAGGCGUUCAGCAGGCCAAUAUCGAGAGCUACCAUGUCUACGUCGACGGAGUACUCAAGACUACCGUCAAAGCUACUGAGCGCACUCGUGCUUUGGUCGAAGGAGUCGACUCCAAUCGGCCUCAUCGUAUCAGCGUCCGUUCAGUGACUGUUACUCGGCGCACCUCCCGGGAUGCAGCUUGUACAAUGGUAAUCGGACGGGAUACUGCAAAUAUGGGUCCGACGUGCGUGAGAGCCACAGGCGUCACUUGUUCGCAGGCAGUGAUUUCUUGGUUACCUGCCAACUCUAAUCAUCAGCAUGUCGUCUGUGUUAACAAUGUUGAAGUACGAACUGUAAAACCAGGAGUAUAUCGCCAUACUAUUACUGGUUUAUCACCAAGUACUCAGUACAGAGUGACGGUAAGAGCAAAACAUUUGAGAGCUGGACCUCCAUCAGGUAUACCCAUAGAAGAAGCUCCAGGGGCAUAUACAGACUUCCGAACCCUGCCGAAAGGAUUACCUGAUCCACCAAAUGAAAUUAUGGUGGAAGCGGGACCCCAAGAUGGCACGCUGCUGGUCACUUGGCAGCCGGUCCUGCGCCCUCCAGCUUCUGGUCCUGUCACUGGAUAUGCGGUAUAUGCUGAUGGGAAGAAGGUGACAGACGUUGACUCGCCUACCGGUGACCACGCCCUCAUCGACAUUGGCAAAUUGAUUGGCCUCAAUCCUAAAUGUGUCACCGUUCGUACAAAAUCUCGGGACAGUCAAUCUAGUGACAGUGCACCUACACCUAUUCCACCAGCAGUGCUACGUGGAGUAGCAUCCAGGUUACCCCGAGGGCCUCAUUCCAUGCCUAAUCAAACAGGCGUACCAUACAGAGGUCCACAGCGUCCCCAACCUUAUCAGCACCAGCAGCAAGUGAUCGAACAUGAUGAGAAUUUAUCUGAUAAAGAAAUAUUUCCAACAAGUAAUCGUCACGACCAACAUGCUGCUCAGCCUACGAGUGGAUUCGGCACAGGCCUCCUAAAGAGUAUAUUCGACAAAAUAACCCCUUCGCAAUCGGGAAUACCAGCCAUCGAAAUCACUAAAGAGGGCGCGGCGGAGCUGGGUAGCGAGGAUGAGGAUGCGUCGCGUCGCCGCCCGCAGCAGCAACCGUCCCAACCAGCGCAAGCGUCGCAGCAGCAAUCGGGUCAGCCGUACCCGAGUACACAAGCCUACCAUGGCACGCAGCAACCCCCCUAUCAACAAGCCGGCCAGUUUCAAAGUAACCAGCCAACCCAGUACACCAGCCAGCCGCAGCAGUACCAAAAUCCACCACCGAGGAACCAUCACGAGAGAGGACGGCCUCCUAACCCACAUCAGCAACAGACCCAGCAGGGUGCCAUGCAGUACGGGCCACGUGGAGCCCCACCAUCUGGCCCUCGUGGUCCUCAGCCUGGCCCGCGCCAUCCGCAACAGGGUCAUCCGCAGUCUAAAAGAAGUCGCUACUUCAUAGCGCUUUUCGACUACGACCCAGCCACCAUGAGCCCCAACCCUGAAAGUUGCGACGAGGAGUUACCGUUCAGUGAAGGAGAUACUAUCAAAGUUUGGGGUGACAAGGAUGCCGAUGGAUUCUAUUGGGGCGAAUGUCGCGGGCGCCGAGGAUAUGUCCCUCACAACAUGGUAAUGGAGGUUUCUGAACAAGAGGCAACUGGUCAAGCUACAGCGGCUAAGCCACGGGACAGAUGGACCGACGCCUAUGCCACGCAGCCUGUACGGAGAAUGGUCGCCCUUUAUGACUACGAUCCUCAGGAGCUGAGUCCCAAUGUUGAUGCUGAUAGGCAACGAUUGCAGGCCGAGCUGAGUUUCCAGACGGGUCAGAUCAUUCACGUGUACGGCGAUAUGGACGAUGAUGGGUUUUACAUGGCCGAAAUUGAUGGCGUCAGGGGCUUGGUGCCGAGCAACUUCCUUACUGAUGCAAAUGAUCAGUACGCCUCCGCCGGACAGACCAGUCAAGGCGUUGCGGGCGGCGUGGGCGGCAUGGGCGGCGUUGCGGGCCCGAGGGGCGCGGGAGGGCCAUUGGCGGGCGCGGGCGCGGGGCGCGGGCGUGGCGGGAGCGCGGGCGCGGCGCCGGGGCCCGGCGCACGGGGCCCCCCGCCGCCACCGCGGGACAACGUCGCGCCCGCGCCCCGCAACCACCACCGAAAGGCAGAUGCCUGCCCUCUUCCCCCUUCUCAGUUAGACCACAACACAUGCGCCAGUAAUCCAGAACAGGCGAAUUCUCAGGCGAGGGCGAGAGGCGCGGUGAUCGCACAGCCAGCGAGCACGAUCGCGCGCACGAGCGCUGGUAACGCGGGCACGCCUACGGUACAGUCGCCGGGCACGGGCACGGUCGGCACGCCGCUGGGCAGCGCCGGCGCGGCCGCCGUGCCCGGCGUGUCCACCGCCAUCUCCAACGUGUCGCCCGCGCGCCGCGCUGGCCCCGCUGUGGUGCCCGCGCCCGCCGCCCAGCCUCUCCCCGCCGCGCAGCCUGUCCCCACCUCCCAACCAAACCUCAUGCAGAAGUUUUCCGAAAUGACUGCCCCCGGAGGCGACAUUCUCAGCAAAGGCAAAGAGCUCAUCUUCAUGAAGUUCGGUCUCGGAGGCAAAUAAUGUUGGCGGAGCGGGCCUCGAGCCCCCCUCGUCGUCGCCCCUCGUCCGAUAGUUCUUCGAGUGUGAACGACUCUCCGAACUGGCUCAUAUCCAAGUUCGGUACCUGGUUUGGAGUAUUGCUGCGACUGUUCUGGGAGUUCCGCCAAGGUUGUACGCGGGCUCCCAUCAUGGUGUUUUUUGAGAUUUUCUACUUGUAGGCCGGUCGAUUCACAAGUAUGAGAAUACUUAUUAAAUAGGGAAUGUUGUAAAUAAUAUAAAAUUCAAUAAACGCACAGUCUAGUGAAUAUUCAAGUAUUAGUGCUGUCUCGAUAGUACCCACAGUUGGAGUUUAAACACCUGAAAUUAGUUGUGUAUCAGAUGUUUUCUAUCUCUCGGACUUUUGCCCGUCUGUUAGGUUAGAUUAUGAGUGAAUUGUUUACACUUUAUUGCAUUGGAACUGCAUUUUUCAUAUAUAUAGGUAUGAAAUUAUAUAUAAAAGUUAUUGUCUAGUUACAAGUAUUAUUACUUCACACUCCUUGUGCGGCAUAGUAUUGUUGUGAUUUCUUAUAAUUAUGUUUACGAUCGCUAGUUGUGAGUUACUCUUUAAAGACUUCUACAAAUAUUCUAAUUUCACAUUAUGAAUCAAAGUUCAUUUUAUAACUAUUUCAUUAUAAAGAUAUUUAACAGGCACUGUGUCCCAUUGUUACCGUCCUAUUGACCAAUAAUAAUUUCUGUUAAUCUCAAUUGUCCGCCGGUAUAUCUACAUUACAAAAAUAUUCAAUCGUGUUCAACUAUAUUUAAUGAAUUGAUUAUAAUAAUGUCAUCUAGGUAACCACAAUUAGCAACUACUCGUUUAAGUUUUAAAAUAAAUGCUACAAAUACAUUGUAAUAAGGUAUCUACAUAAUAUACCUAUUCUUCAUAACAUUAAUAAUCAGGAUUUUCAUAUUGCAAGUACUUAAAUGUGGUAAUGAAUAAAGAUAGGUGCCUAAUAAAAUUUGACAUUACCCGUUUAUAAAGUCAACUGCUAAAAAUUGAUAACUUAAGAGUUAUGUAAGAGCAUUGAAUUUAUAUGCCUGGUCCCUUAAAUAUUCUCGAAAUAAUAAUAUUCUGUGAUAGUAGACGUGAUACCAUCUUUAUCAUCCUUGUAAUAUUAUAAUAAACUACUGCGUCAUUUAUCACUUAGAAAAUUUAUACUUACUUAACAUUUCAGAAACUUCCAAAUUAAUUGAAAUCGUUACCUACCUAUUUACAUGACCGAAUUUGAUGAUUUACGAUUCACCAAUUUUUUGUUUAUUUUUCAUAUUGAGCAUGUUUAUUUAAUAAUCUUAUCAAUUCUGAUAAUGUAAUUCAUUAUUUCUCAUAAUGAGAAAGGGAUUGAACUAUCUUGUUUAAAUAUAUAGGGUUCGUGAAAGGUAUAAAGAAAAUAAAGUUUUCUAUAUGAUAAGGAACCGACAAGACUGCUUGCAUGAAAGUUUUUUUUUUUGUUUAAGAAGUUACACUAUUUGUAUCUACUGCAAUUAAAAUGGUUCAUUGAAGUUAAUCAAGUUUACUCUCAUAUUGGAAAUUUUGACAAAUGUGAUUUAUAACGUGACGUAGUUGUAAAAGGUUAGCCCUGCAGAGCGACGUUGAAUCUAAAUAAUUUAUUAAUGUUCUAAAGUUGUUGUUGUAUAUAUUGACGGUAAGGUCGCUUGGGUUGUAGGCUAUUUCGAGAUUGCUCACUUCGUACAAGGGAUUCUCUAUUAAGUCCUCUAUAUGCUUCGUAUCUAUCCAACAUUCUCGUUCUCGUGUAUUUAAACUUUUCACAUAUAAAUAUCCAGAUUUAGCUUGCGAUUCCUAGUUGUAACCAUCGUAUGUAACAUGUAUAACCCCACUAUUUAGUCCGUUAUAUUAUAUUAAUAAAUAUAUAUAUAUUUAAACAUUGGUUGUACAUAAUCAUGCGUGCGCUGGGGUCAAAUAUUAUUAGCUAAGCACUGUGCUACAUAUCUACCUAUAUAACCUGUAUUUGAAGUUUUUCUAUCAUUAAUUAAUGGAUAUUCUAGAGUUAUUUCUAACACCGUUCAAGUUGUUCACUUGUUUAUACAUUGUUAUGAAUCUGUAUCCAUAUCUUUUAUCACGACAUGUAUAACUACGUGUAUGGUUAUUUAUACGAGAUAAUAUAAAAUAUGUAUAUUAAUCGUGCAUUUAUGUGUGCAUAAUUUAAUAUAAAGAGUUGUAUAUUACUUAUAAUUAUAAUGAAUUAUGGCAAACACUAUAAUGGAUAAAUCUUUAACAAUGUACCAAGGAAAAAUAUGCUGAUGAAGAAAAUAAAUAAUACAAAUGCCGCUUCUUUAUUUAAAGUAUUUUUACACAUUCAUACACACAAACGAUAUCUGUACACUCUACAUAAAAAAUAUAAUACCCCUUAACUGAAUACCUUAAAAGGCGAUACUGGCUAGCUAUUAAGUAUUAGUACCUGUUUGAUGUAUGAUAAAACGCGCAUAAUUACG
Molecule: messenger RNA, 7699 nt
Organism: Galleria mellonella (greater wax moth)
Lineage: Eukaryota; Metazoa; Arthropoda; Insecta; Lepidoptera; Pyralidae
Gene: Rbp
Product: peripheral-type benzodiazepine receptor-associated protein 1
Exons: 21
Coding region: 767-5233 (1488 amino acids)
Biological process (GO): neuromuscular synaptic transmission
Molecular function (GO): protein binding
Source: RefSeq, a predicted model, not a curated record